AUGAUAAGAUCAACCAAAUUAUUCCAACCACUUUUCUCAUCAAAAGUCUUAGGUUCAUAUGGACCAAAUUUAGCACUUGAACCAUCGAAAUAUUCAGGCUCAAGAUUCUCAUCAAAUACUACUCCACAACCAAAACAUUUAACUAAUGACCAAGCAUUACCAGAUCCAGCUAAAGCAAUUUUAAAAUACAAAUUAUUCCACUACAGCACCAUUGGUCUUGCUAUUUGUUUACCAGCUUCAAUUUUACUCCCAGCCAGUGGUCUCACUUUAGCAACUGAUUGUAUUCUCGGUGUUGUUCUCCCAACUCAUCUCUUUUUUGGUUUAAAUGCAGUUAUUAAUGAUUAUAUUUACCAACCAUUCGUUAGAAAAACUUUUGCUUUAGGUUCAAUUAUUAUUUCAGCUGUUGUUGGUUUAGGUGUUUUAUUCAUCACCUCAAAACACGAAAGUUUUGGUACAGUUGUUCGUAGAUUAUGGACUAAAUAA
Dictyostelium purpureum is the source of this 483-nucleotide messenger RNA. RefSeq lists its product as uncharacterized. Gene Ontology annotation, molecular function: heme binding; ubiquinone binding. Gene Ontology annotation, biological process: tricarboxylic acid cycle; mitochondrial electron transport, succinate to ubiquinone. The transcript is spliced from 2 exons. Bases 1 to 483 code for a protein of 160 amino acids. Lineage: Eukaryota; Evosea; Eumycetozoa; Dictyosteliales; Dictyosteliaceae. Gene Ontology annotation, cellular component: membrane; mitochondrial envelope. The record is from RefSeq and is a predicted model, not a curated record.